AAUCACACGCCCCCCCUACAAAACCCUAAUUCAUCAUCUUACGCCUUCAUCCUCUAUAGACAGAAGACACAUCCUUUCGUCUCCGUUGCCGCUCUCAAACAUUUAGAAGAAAUGGCUGAAAAGGGAGGAGUAGUUGUUCCAGAGUCAGUUUUGAAGAAGCAAAAGAGAACCGAGGAAUGGGCAAUUGCCAAAAAGCAAGAGUCCGAAGAGUUAAAGAAAAAGAAUGCUGCUAACAGGAAGUUGAUCUUUAACAGGGCUAAGCAGUACAGCAAGGAGUAUGAAGCCCAGGAGAAAGAGUUGAUUCAGCUUAAGCGUGAAGCUAGGUUGAAAGGUGGGUUUUAUGUGAACCCAGAAGCCAAGAUGUUGUUUAUCAUCCGUAUUCGCGGUAUUAAUGCCAUGGAUCCAAAGUCUAAGAAGAUCUUGCAGCUUUUGCGUCUCAGACAGAUUUUCAAUGGUGUGUUCUUGAAAGUCAAUAAAGCCACAUUGAACAUGCUACACAGGGUUGAGCCAUAUGUUACCUAUGGGUACCCCAACUUGAAGAGUGUGAAAGAGUUGAUUUACAAGAGAGGGUACGGAAAACUUAACAAGCAAAGAAUCCCAUUAACCGACAACUCAAUUGUUGAACAGGGUCUUGGAAAGUUUGGAAUCAUUUGUGUUGAAGAUCUUAUUCACGAGAUCUUGACUGCUGGUCCUCACUUUAAAGAAGCAAACAACUUUCUCUGGCCAUUCAAGCUGAAAGCACCUUUGGGUGGUUUGAAAAAGAAGAGGAACCAUUAUGUUGAAGGUGGAGAUGCUGGAAACCGUGAAGAUUUCAUCAACGAGCUAAUCAGGAGGAUGAAUUAGAAUGAUGUGGGAAACAAGGUCUCGUGUUUUGAACUUUAGGAUUACUAGAUUGUUUACUUGUCCUUUGAUCUUUGAGAGCCGGAUACUUUACUUUUUAAGCCAAGAGAAUGAAACAUCAUUCAGGAUGUCUUUGUUAUUUAGUAUUUUGACUUGCUAUAGCAUUUAUGUGAUGCUGGUUUGUUUUA
Erigeron canadensis is the source of this 1028-nucleotide messenger RNA. Its product is annotated as 60S ribosomal protein L7-2. Gene Ontology annotation, cellular component: cytosolic large ribosomal subunit. The coding region runs from base 112 to 843 and encodes 243 amino acids. Lineage: Eukaryota; Viridiplantae; Streptophyta; Magnoliopsida; Asterales; Asteraceae. Gene Ontology annotation, biological process: maturation of LSU-rRNA from tricistronic rRNA transcript (SSU-rRNA, 5.8S rRNA, LSU-rRNA). Gene Ontology annotation, molecular function: structural constituent of ribosome; RNA binding. The record is from RefSeq and is a predicted model, not a curated record. The transcript has 7 exons.